AUGGGUUGUACCGCGCUGCUGGGGCUCAGGGGACCGCGGCUGUUGAGGGCCGUCGCCCGCCCGCCCCGCUGGAGCAGGCGGCACAGCACCGACUGCGAGCCCCCGGCGGGAGCCGCGGUGCGCAUCGGCUGCGCUUCGGGCUUCUGGGGAGACACGGCGAUCGCAGUGCCGCAGCUGCUAUACGGAGGGAAGCUGGAUUUCCUCGUCUUCGAUUAUCUGUCCGAGAUUACCCUGUCGUUGCUGGCGGCUGCCAAAGCCCGGUCUCCCGUUUUAGGUUACACUCCAGAUUUUGUCUCUGCUGCCAUGGCUCCCUAUAUAAAAGAUAUUCACAGGAAAGGUGUUCGUGUCAUCAGUAACGCUGGUGGAGUUAAUCCGCUUGCUUGUGCAGCUGCCCUUCAGGAGGUGGCAAAGAAAGCAGAUGUUGAUUUGAAAAUAGCUGUUGUUGCUGGAGAUGACCUAAUGAGUGAGAAGGAGAACCUGAAAGGAGCUGGUAUCACUGAUAUAGAGAGUGGCAAACAAUUUCCAGAGAGCAUUCAUAGCAUGAAUGCGUAUCUUGGAGCACGGCCAAUAAGCAGGGCUCUUGACCUUGGAGCUGAUAUUGUUGUGACAGGUAGAUGUGUCGACAGUGGGAUUGUAUUAGGACCACUCAUUCAUUCUUUUGGCUGGAAUAGGGAUGAAUUUGACUUGCUAGCUGCGGGAAGCCUUGCAGGUCAUCUCAUUGAAUGUGGUGCUCAAUGUACAGGUGGAAUAUUCACUGAUUGGCAUGCAGUACCAGACUGGCACAACAUAGGCUUUCCCAUUGUUGAGUGUUCCUCUGAAGGAGACUUUAUUCUUUCUAAACCACCAGACACUGGGGGACUAAUCUCUUUUGGCACUGUAGCUGAACAGCUGGUAUAUGAAUUGGGCGAUCCUCAGCGCUGUCUCUUACCAGAUGUCACAUGUGACUUUUCCAAAGUUUCCAUCACUGAAAUUCCAGGUUUUGAUGGUGGGGCAGUGAAAGUUCAUGGAGCAAAAGGAUCGCCUCCUUCAGCAUUUUAUAAGGUAAAUGCCACUUACCUUGAUGGCUUCCGAGCUACUGCUGUCUGUCCAGUGGGAGGUCCAAAAGCAAUACAAAAAGGAAAACGCACUGCAGAAGGUAUUCUGCAGAGGACUCGUCUUAUUUUCAGUCAGCUUGGGUAUGAAGAUUACAGUGCAGUUAACAUACAGGUUUUAGGGUCUGAAGAUACAUAUGGACCUCAUGCUAGAAGGAGUAUAGAUGGUGGUCCUCGAGAAGCUGUUAUUUGGCUUGCUGUACACCAUAAGCAAAAAGAAGCUGUAGAAAUCUUCUCCAGAGAAGUUGCUCCAGCUGGAACUGGCAUGGCACCUGGCCUCACUGGAAUUGUUGGAGGGCGUCCCAGAGUGUCUCCAGUUUUGAAGCCAUUUUUCUUCUAUUAUCCUAAAAGCAGCGUUCAGGUCAGCCUAUUUCUAAAUGGGCAGCAUGUUGAGACAUUUGAGGAGGAUCUUACCUUUACAUCAGAUGAGUUGGUUUCAUUUGGUCCACCUGAGAUUAGCACUGAAUUGAAAGAUCUGCCAAGUGGUCCGCAUACUUACCGCUUAGAAGAUCUUGCCUAUACUAGAAGUGGAGACAAAGACAACUCUGCAAACAUAGGUGUGAUAGCACGGCAUCCUCUCUACUACCCAUACCUAAAGAAAACUUUAACUGCUCAAGCCCUGGAGAACUACUUCCAACACCUUUUAGAGCAAGAAAAAACAGAAGAAGAACUAGUAACAAGAUACGAGUUGCCAGGAAUCCAUGGAUUAAAUUUUGUUCUGAAGAAUUCCCUUGGUGGUGGUGGCAUAGCAUCCCUAAGAAGUGACCCACAGGGCAAAGCACUUGGACAGAUGCUGUUGGAUUUCCAGAUUAAAAAUGUUCCUGAUUUAAAAUCACUGAUAGAGUAACAGGUGUUUAAUACAUAUGCUUUUAACACUGAGUGGUAUCAAAACAUGUUAUUAACAAGAACUGGCUUCUUGAGAUAUUCUUUUUUCUUAAAGAGUAGAAAUUAGUGACAAUUAUCUCUCAGAGGCUUAGCUAUAUGGCACAGAUUAGAAAAUGUUUUGAGUAAUACAAAACUAAUAGCUUUGUCUGUGACUGAUGACAUUUCCCGUCCAGAUAAUACAUUGGAUGAAGAAUUAAUUUAUUUUCUGUAAAACAGAAUUAAUCAAAUGCAACAUAACAUUUAAUAAUAAGAUAAACUUUGUUUGAAGAUGGAAAUUACCUCCUGUUCAGUCCAUUUCUCUUUUCCUUCUGUCAGUCUUUAUUUGAAAAUUAAAUGGACUGAUCUAGUUGCAAUCCUAUCAACUGUCCUGUGUGUAGAGUGAGCUGGAUAACCUGCUGUGCAUUGCUGCAGAGUCAGCACUGUCUGGUACUGGGGAGCAGCUUUCUCUGUGGGGCAAUAAAGGAAAGUUAUAAUUGCUGUUGUUACAUAGUAACUGGUAGUAAAUGCUGACCUUUGAUGGUGAUCCACCAAACUUCCAGCACUUUGUCCAGCUAAUGACAGGCUUCAUUUUUAUAUUUUACAACAUCUCUUACUAGUUAAUCUGUCGAUUGAAAGCACUGACUAUUAGGAAAUUGCAGAUUUUAGUGUGGGAUUAAAUCUGAAGAUGAGGAUAGUCUGCCUGCUUGUGCUCUCUUGUGAUAGUGCCAUCCUGGCAGGGAGGAAGGGGAUUGGGUGUCAGGGGGAUACCUCAUUUUGUUUCAGGGCUGUUAAAUCCUCAUUUUGUGCAGCAGAGUCCUGCCUGAAUUAAGCUUAUCUGGCUGUCAUUUGCAUUGGUUUUCCCACAGAAAGGUCCACAAACUUCCCACAGAAAGGUCUGUCUCCUGCUGCGAAGGAAUAAGAUGCUGAAUGUAGCAUGCUCCAUCUCUCUAUUGACUCCCAGUUAUGACCUCCCCAUCUCCCUUCCUACAGAAUAUGAAUAGCAUGUUCAAAUUAAGGUACUGUUAAACUACUUCACCUGAUUAAGCAGAGACUUAAAAGUUCAUAUCAUACUUCCUGGGACAGUGUCAGGGUGGAAGUUCUGGCCCGACAACUGUGUGUAUUUCCUCUGCAGAAGCCACAGAAAUAUUACUCCACAUGUUCAGGCGUUACGUAUUCAGAAAUCAGUAUUUUCCAUUAUUUUGGGGAGACUAUUAAUUGUUAGUGCUGACAAAUGAGAUAAAAUUAUGAAAAUAUUUUAAAUUGUCAGCAAAAUACCCGUUGUUCCUAAAUCUCUGUCUGUGCUACCCCUAAUACUAAUUUCCUAGCCUUCUGAUUGCUAGUGAGGACUAUGAUUAUUCCCACCUUUUCUGUGGUUUUGUUCAUUUGCAUUGAGGAUAUCAUAAAUUAAUGCUUUAUCCAACUAAACAUACUAUUCUCUUAGCAAGUCAUAAGUACAAUCUGUGUAUACAGCAUGGUUCUCUGUAGUUGUAAAAAUGAGUAAUUUCAUUGCAGAAAAAUAUCCAGCUUAAUAACUUCAAGGGGAAAACAGCAUGCUGGUUUUAUGUUUACAGUCCUUGUUUGUUAGAAAAUUCUUGUUAAUAAUGUGGAAGCCUAACAAAACAGUUUAACAAAACAGACAAAGGUAUUGAGAGGAAAUGAAAAAGUGGUAGACUUUGGUAGCAAGGAUAUCCUACAAGGAUAAAAAGGCUACAGUAAGUACUUGCAGUUCACUCAAUAUGCUGCUAAAGUGACUCUAUAAAUGUGUAUGCAACAAUUUCUGAAUAAAAGUGAACAUUUAUAAAGAA
This is a messenger RNA of Melopsittacus undulatus (budgerigar), 3760 nucleotides long. RefSeq lists its product as uncharacterized. Lineage: Eukaryota; Metazoa; Chordata; Aves; Psittaciformes; Psittaculidae. The transcript has 20 exons. The record is from RefSeq and is a predicted model, not a curated record. The coding region runs from base 1 to 1938 and encodes 645 amino acids.